Messenger RNA from Ipomoea nil (Japanese morning glory), 2925 nucleotides. Its product is annotated as protein SMAX1-LIKE 3. The transcript has 3 exons. The record is from RefSeq and is a predicted model, not a curated record. Bases 198 to 2732 code for a protein of 844 amino acids. Lineage: Eukaryota; Viridiplantae; Streptophyta; Magnoliopsida; Solanales; Convolvulaceae.
UCCCUCUCUUUCCACACAAUUUGGUGUUCAAUUCUGCAUACCCUCCAAUUCAAGAAACCCUACACAUAUCCUCUUCUUAGUACCCAUGAAACCAAUAUUGCUUUCACACUCUUAGAUUCUUAUAUGAUCUCUGGUUUAAUUUCCCUUAGUUGUUUAUAUUGUUGAAGUGAAAAGAUCAUCAUAAUCAGGUGGGGAAGAUGAGAACAGGAGGGUGUACAGUGCAGCAAACUCUAACACCGGAGGCCGCAACCGUGGUGAAACAAGCCAUGGCGCUUGCUAGGCGGCGCGGCCAUGCUCAGGUGACGCCUCUUCACGUAGCGAACACCAUGCUUGCUUCUCCUACCGGCCUGCUUCGAAGAGCUUGCCUGCAAUCCCACUCUCACCCUCUCCAAUGCAAAGCUUUGGAGCUUUGCUUCAAUGUUGCACUUAACCGCCUCCCUGCUUCCUCUUCUAGCCCCAUGUUCGGGCCUCAGUCGCAGAGCCCCUCCAUUUCCAACGCCCUCGUGGCGGCCUUCAAGCGCGCCCAGGCGCACCAGAGACGAGGGUCGAUAGAGAAUCAGCAGCAGCCGAUUCUGGCGGUGAAGAUCGAGCUGGAGCAGUUGAUCAUCUCCAUUUUGGAUGAUCCUAGUGUGAGUAGGGUGAUGAGGGAGGCUGGGUUUUCUAGUAUUCAGGUUAAGAGUAAUGUUGAGCAAGCAGUUUCUCUAGAACUGCAGUCUUCUCCUUCAAACCCUAAAGAAAAAAACACUAACACCACCUGCAGCCUGUUUCUUUCCCAGUCUUCUCCAUCAUCUCCUCAGACUAAAGUAAUCCCAUCAUCCCUAAUAUUAGCUAAGCAUGAAGAUGUGAUGAGUGUAGUGAACAGUAUGAUGAACAGAAAGAGGAGGAGUAUUGUGGUGGUGGGUGAGUGCCUUCCCAGCUUAGAAGCUGUGGUCAAAGGAGUGAGAGAGAAAGUUGACAAUGGAGAUGUGGGUGAGCCUCUGAAACAACUCAAGUUCAUCACUGUCCCUCUUUCUGCCUUUGCCAAUAACAGGAGAGAAGAGGUUGAACAAAAGAUUGGGGAACUAACUUGCCUUGUUAAGAGUUUAGUGUCAAAAGGAGUUGUUUUGUACCUGGGAGAUCUCAAAUGGAUCACUGAUUAUAAGGCUAGUUCUAGCAGUUCUGGCAGCCAUAGCCGAAUCGGGUGUUACUGUUCUGUGGAGCAUAUGAUCAUGGAGAUUGGGAGACUAAUCUGCAGUUUUGGUGAGCAUGGAAUGCUUUGGCUUCUGGGAAUUGCAACUUUUCAGACUUUCAUGAGGUGCAAAACUGGGCACCACUCAUUGGAGUCUGUUUGGGGCCUGCAUCCUACCACUGUGCCUGCUGGAAGUCUGGGCUUGAGCCUCAAUCCUGCUGAUAAUGAAAGUGAUCCCAUUGCUGAACACAGAAACAAGAAAUCAGAAAAUGGAUCUUCUUGGAUGGUUCUUGAAAAUGGUGAUGAUGAUAAUAAUGAGGAGAAGCAGCUAAACUGUUGUGCUGAUUGUUCAGCCAAGUUUGAAGUUGAAGCUUUGAGCUUACAGAAAACCAAUUCUAUGAGUGAAUCCACAUUGUCUAGCCUCCCUCCUUGGCUCAGAGAUGAAAGUAGAAGGCUCCAUAGCAGCACUCAUGAUCAGAAGUGUGUUUCAGUGAAAGAGCUGUGCAAGAAAUGGAAUUCGAUUUGCAGUUCAGAACACAAACCAUUACUAGAGAGAAACUUAACCUUCCCACCGCCAUCAUCGUCUUCUUCUUUCUUCUCAUACGAUCAACAAUACCCUAGUUUGAGAAUGUACAUUCCUGAGAAUAUGAAUCCUGCAAGAACAGCAUUCUGGGUUAAUCCCAAUUCCAAUUCUACCCCGGCUUCUUCAAGCGAAAUCAUGGAAACCGAAUACUACGUCCCAAAGUUCAAGGAGCUGAGCGCGGAGAAUCUGAACAUUCUGUGCAACGCAUUGGAGGAAAAGGUGCCGUGGCAGAAGGACAUCAUCGCGGAAAUCGCGGGGACGGUCUUGCAGUGCCGGUCGGGGAUGGUGAGGAGAAGGGAGAAAUCAAGAAACGGCGGCCAUGACGACGUGAAAGAAGAGACGUGGCUGUUCUUCAAAGGCGGCGAUGUCCAGGCGAAGGAGAAGAUAGCGAGAGAGCUAGCUAAGACGGUGUUUGGGUCUCCCUCCAAACUCGUCUCCAUCGCCCUGAGCAGCUUCUCAUCCUCGGCGGAGGAUUUAUUCCGGCAUAAGAGAACGAGAGACGAGCAGAGCUGCAGCUAUAUCGAGAGGUUUUCUCAGGCGGUUUCGGCGAACCCCCACCGCGUUUUCAUGGUGGAAGAUGUUGAGCAAGUGGACUACUGUUCCCAACUUCAACUCAAACGGGCAAUCCAGACAGGAAAGAUAAGCAGCAGCUUCAAUGGCGGCGAGGACGUGAGUUUCAGAGACGCCAUUAUCAUCUUGAGCUGCGAGAGCUUCACCUCGCGGUCCAGAGCAUGCUCCCCGCCUGUUAAGCAGAAAUCCUCGUCGGAUAAUUUGUCGUCGGAAAACGCGUUGUCCGGCGGUGAGGAAACCACGAGUUCUUGCGGGUUCUUGGACUUGAAUAUCUCCAUUAAUGACGAUCAUGAAAGGUCGGUUGAAGAAGAUGACGGGGUUGAUAACUUAGGGCUUGUUGAAAGCGUUGAUAGUUGCGUUACCUUCAAAAUCCAGAAUCAUCAUGAGGAAGAAGAUAUAAUCUUUGUAUGAUAUAUUAUGAUUCAUAUGUUCACAAGUUUUUGUUACAUUUUCUUCAUUCUUGUCCAUCUUCAGAACAACAUCAACUGUACGUACUGGAUGGAGUUUUUCUACAAAUCCGUAUAGCUAAAAUAUGGACCCAAAAAUGGAGGAAAAUAUCAACAAGCUAAGUAAUUUGAACAACCUAAGUGUAUUAUUAUUAUUA